This is a messenger RNA of Porites lobata, 2385 nucleotides long. NCBI's taxonomy places the organism in Eukaryota, Metazoa, Cnidaria, Anthozoa, Scleractinia, Poritidae. The record is from the annotation of a GenBank genome assembly.
AAAUUUUCGUUUGUUUCUUUAUUUCUCUUUCAUUUCUUAAGGAAUAUGGUGGGGGUUGGGGGCGUCAGGAGGCUGGGGCCUGGAGGUGACAGUCUUUUGGGAGGGGCAAACUGUGGGGGGGGUCAGUUGACCCUGGUUCAGUAUGUUCUUUGAAAAAAAAAAUAUUUUAACCCAGCUGAUGUGUUCUUUUUUGUAAAAGAGAAAUUAAUUUAGAGGAGACAAUUAUUACUCUUAAUAAUUAUUAUUUGUCAACAUGUACACGCUUGCCUACCACCAUUGUAACUCAUGUACUGCACAACAACUUCAGGUUGUUCAAAAGAUGGAUUACUACACUAUUCACCAGAUUGAGUGGAUAAGUAUUUAUUAGGAAAUCUAAUUGCACUAUCCAUUGGAUAAUGUUUUGUCUGGAUGGAUAUAGCGUUAUCCACCCUUUGAAAAACUGGCCCCUGCAGUAAACAAUAAUGGAAAAUCACACAUGGAAAGAGAGGUGUGUGUUUGAGGUGGUUACACCUUGUAUAGUAUAAUAUAUAGAUUUAGCCAGAGCAAAAAGCGAAGCUCUCAAUAAUAUUUAACAGAAUAUAGGAUCGUGUAAUGCUAAGUGGCAAAGGCAACGCUGGAGAAUGGUGAAAAACAGCAAUAGGUCCACCUUUUGAAAGCCCUUUGGUUUCCUUAAAACAUAUCUACUGAUAGCCCAAAUUUCAUCCGAUUGCUUUGAGUGGUUUUCUCCUCUCAGCAACAUCUGAGCUGACCAGCCGUUAAUGCCAUCCAGUGACAUCACUACUAUCCAAAAGCCGGGUAGUGAUUUUGAUUGGUUGAUUGUCUAAAUAUUUGCAUAAUUAUGUACAUCAUGGGAAAUUUUUGCGGAUUGUCUCUUGACAUUCAGCAGAUUGCAUCGAUGCCAUUGCUUGCAUGGAGUUCAAACAUUUCGAUAAUCUUUAUCGUAAACAGCAAAAUUGCCUUUGUCUUCAAAAAUGAAUCACUAAAUUGAGCUGCGAAUGAAGAAUCAUUGCAGAGAGUCAGUAGGUUUUCAUUUAGAGCCGCUUUGUGGUUUCCGCAGUGAUUUUGGCAAUGCAUUUAGUUUCUGAGACCAAUGUCAUGUUGUCAUUCGACCUUCUUGCUAUCUUCACCAUCAAGUGUAAUGAUUCUGUUAGCUUUUCUUUCUUGUUUCCCUGUUUUCUUUUUUCUUCAUUAGGGCCAAAUAGCUUCUUUUCAAUUAAAGGAAAUUGUUGUGUUUUUGAACUAAGUGUUCCAUGUGUGUAUUUAUUUCAUUGCGUGAUUGCAACCGAGUUUGAAUUACAACCAGUUCAGAGUACUGAAUGCAGUUGAUAGUUUGAACAUUAAACAUAAAUUACGAUCGAAAAGAGUAAAGCAAUUCUGUCAGCUGUUCUGUAUCAUGUAGACAUUUCAAAACAAUAUUUAUUUCAAUAUUUAUUUAAGAUAAUGAUAACAAUACACCACUGUUCGUAUCAGUACGAAGAAAUGACGAAAACCUCGUCAGAUUGUUACUUGAACAUAACGCAGAUGUAAAUGUGAAAGGUGAUUUGGGAUAUACACCCUUGAACUGGUGUGCCAGAGAGGGUAACGAAAACCUCUGUAGAUUGUUACUUGAACAUAACGCGGAUGGAAAUAUACAAGAUAAUGAUGGAUAUAUACCAUUGCACUUGUGUGCCAGAGAGGGUAACGAAAACCUCUGUAGAUUGUUGCUUGAACACAACGCGGAUGUAAAUAUUCAAGAUAAUGAUGGAUAUACACCCAUGCACUGGACUACUAGAAAGCCAAAGGGUAACGAAAACCUCUGUAGAUUGUUACUUGAACACAACGCGGAUGAAAAUAUUCAAGAUAACCGUGGAUUUACACCCUUGCACUUGAGUGCUAGAAUGGGUAACGAAAACCUCUGUAGAUUGUCACUUGAACACAACGUGGAUGUAAAUAUUCAAGAUAAUCGUGGAUAUACACCCUUGCACUGGAGUACUAGAAAGGGUAACGAAAACCUCUGUAGAUUGUUACUUGAACACAACGUGGAUGUAAAUAUUCAAGAUAAUCGUGGAUUUACACCCUUGCACUGGUGUACCUUAGGGGUAACGAAAAAACAUCUGUAGAUUAUUACUUGAACACAACGCGGAUGUAAAUAUUCCAGAUAUAUAUGGAUAUACAUCCUUGCACUUGUGUGCCAGAGAGGGUAACGAAAACCUUCGUAGAUUGUUACUUAAACCAAACGCGAUGCAGCAACGUCCUAAGUUUGAACUGAGUUUUGCGCAAAAAGCUAUCGAAACAAAUUAUACAACAGUUGUCGCUUCCGUUCAAGGUGCAGAAAAACUCAAGUCCAAUCUCAAAUCGGAGAAAACACUAAGGCAAAACCCCUCGUAUACGCAUACAACAUUUUAA